Malaya genurostris is the source of this 872-nucleotide messenger RNA. RefSeq names its product doublesex- and mab-3-related transcription factor 2 (gene dmrt11E). Gene Ontology annotation, cellular component: nucleus. Gene Ontology annotation, molecular function: DNA-binding transcription factor activity, RNA polymerase II-specific; RNA polymerase II cis-regulatory region sequence-specific DNA binding. Gene Ontology annotation, biological process: sex differentiation; regulation of transcription by RNA polymerase II. The coding region runs from base 1 to 747 and encodes 248 amino acids. The transcript has 2 exons. The record is from RefSeq and is a predicted model, not a curated record. NCBI's taxonomy places the organism in Eukaryota, Metazoa, Arthropoda, Insecta, Diptera, Culicidae.
AUGACCGACCAUUUGGGUUUUUUCACCGGAGUUGAUUCCAGUGAAGAAUCUCCCGUUCGGCAGCAUUUGCGUACGCCCAAGUGUGCCCGGUGUCGGAACCACGGUGUGAUAUCGUGCCUUCGGGGUCACAAGAAAAUGUGUCGGUGGCGCGAGUGUCGCUGUCAGAGUUGCCUUCUGGUAGUGCAACGUCAAAGGAUUAUGGCCGCUCAGGUUGCUCUGCGGAGACAGCAACAACAACAGCACCAUUCGUGCGGGGCAACUACUGGCACCAGUGAGACCGGUUGUGAGCCGAACGGCGCCAAAUUGUUCAACAUGGAGGAUUUGAUGCUUCAGAAGCAAAUCUACAAUCAGCAACUGAAGGGGGUACAGCGAUCCAAGAUGGCCAGUAGGAAUAUGUUGUACGAUUCUCGCAAAUAUGCUCCCUUCUUUGAAUCUCCACUGACGGAACGGAUCCGUAAGCGACGAGCCUUCGCCGACAGCCGCCUGAUGAGUGCACCGAUUCUAGUGCCCGUUCCCGGUUCACCAGCAACGGCGCUGCCAAACUACCCAAGUCCCGGUCUACCAGUAAUGUCGGAUUCUAUGAUGGCUCCGUUGAAACCACUGAUUCUACCGCCACUGGAAUUCGUCCGGAAUUGUUUGCGACUGCCCGAGAUGUCAUGCGAGGAGAAAAGAACACAACUGGCAAUUGAGGUUCCCACAAAACCAAAACUGUCAUUCUCGAUAGAAUCGAUCAUAGGAGUGAAAUGAAUUGAAUCUUUCUUUCCAAUAAUUAUUCAAAUUAUUGUUAUGCACUGUCUUCUUAAACGAUAGUUUUAAUGUACAUAGUUCUUUGUUCUGUUAAGUUAAAUAAACUCAGAAAAUAUAUUUUCAAA